GUUCGUCAGUCGGCGGAGGCUGGUGCAGCUGCCGCGUUGCGCUCGUCGUCCACGCGCGGCCACCGCCGGUGUCGUCGACUCGGUGCAUGCGUGUCUCUGCGACGACGCGUUGGAGGAAGCCCGCUGCAUUCUCUGUGUGUGCGCGUCUUGCCAGACCGACGUCGUGGGUGCUUGUGGGGCUGCGGAACGAGAACGUGCCCUUGGCAUCUCACCUCUGGGUGACGGAGCGUACGGUUGCGUGAGCCCUCCUCGGCCACGUGUGUUUGUUGCCCGUGACAAAACUCGAAGCAGUGGCUGCCACGCCAACCAAGUGACGGAUGGCGCGAGCGCUUUAAGCGAAAAAACAGCGUGGGUCGCCGUCGUUACCACCAGCGACGAGACUGCCGGCUCGGCGCGUGUGACGCCGUGGGUGCUCACGGCGCGGGCGUCGCGAGGUGGUCCUCGUUCCCCGUGUUCUGUGUGAUGUGCUUCGCUGCGGAAACCCAACUGGAGGAAUGCUGAAGGCCGCGGAUAAGGGCCGCCGCUCCCUGCCGAGGCGCCAGCCGCCCAAAAGGGUCGCCUUCGCGGACGACGUUCUCGUCGACGGGACCUCCUCGGAUGCCGGGUAUGGAACCAGCAGCGCUGACACCGUGGUCCCGUCGCUCAGGCCGGAUGCGGCGGCGUCAGCUGCAGCGGCACCGGGAAAGCCGCUGAAUUUGCAUUCUGAAGGAGGCAUCAUGGAUGGCCCAGAAGAAGCCGGCGAGGCCGGAUGUGGCUCAGCAGCUAGAAGCCUCGCAUCGGGCGUUCCGGGCCCCAUUUUCUUCCUGAUAAAAGAGCAGGCCAAGUCUCUGCUCGCAAUUAAGGAGCUUCAAGAUAGGGUUCAAGCGCUAGAAGGUUUCCGGAAUGACAUCUUCUUCGCUGUUCAAGACAUCCAGCAGACUAUGCAGAGCAGCUCAGAACGGCCUUCCCAAGUUGUGUUGACAGCCAGCAAGGAGCCCGCCAAAGCUGCUUCGGUGCAUCGCAUAGACUCUCGUGCGCCCUUGGGCGUCCCCGAGUCCAAGUCGUGGACAUUGAAUCCCAAACCACGACGGCACAAAGACGGGCCAUUGGUGACCGCAGUGUGCGGCCGCGCAAAAGCCAGAAUUGUCAGCGGCGAACUCAGUCAGGGCGUCGUUGCGAAACCUGCUACUGUUGCUAGUCUUUCGUCCAAGGGAGACACCGCGUCCGCCAUCUUGGAGAGUGACAAGCAGGACAGCGGGCUCGAUUCCGACUGUCGGGACCACGGUUCACGUGAGUCCACGCUCGCGCCGAAGGACGAGCUGUUGGUGCUGCUGGACAGAAUCGACCAGCGGAGCGUGCAUCUCAAAGAGCGGCUGCACGAGAUGGAGAAGGUCAUGAAUUCGGACACCAAGUUGCGAGGCGGCGCCAGUAGCUGCUAUGAGGUAAUCGAGUUUCACGAAAAGGAGCUGCAGGCGCGGCUCAGUGAAAUGGAAGUAGAGCGCACGAAGCACCGCAUGCAAGUGCGCCAGCUGCAGGCCACAAUUCACCGCAUGGAAGGGGAGCGCGUCGCCUGCGAAGAGAAGCUGCAGGCCUCGCUAUGCGAAAAGAAGGAGCUCGAGAAGAAGGUGCACAGUUUGCACAUGCAGUACGUGCGUGCGGGCCCGAGCUCACUGCCUCUUGCCAAGUCGGACACGAACCUUUGGCCCACGACUAGUCUGCAAGGAGCCCAGAAGCUCGCGAGCGAUGUCGCCAAGGGCAUCACGACAGAAGAAGGCAAAGCCAAGGUCUCCAACAUACUUAAGGAGUCUAAUCUUCUGGAGCUCAAAAGGCUGCUUUUGCUGUACACCCUGGAAAAUCAGGCGCUUAAAGAAAAGGCCGAGGAGAACGACCAACACUGGUUCAACAAACUGUCUGAGUGGAAGGCCACGGAGGCCUCUCUACGAUCGGACAUCCAAGAACUGAUCCAGGAAAAAGAGGAAUGUCUAGAGCGUUUUAGACGGAAUCGGAGGGAUAUGGAAAUUAUGCAGGCCAAGUACAAGGAACUGGAAAUGACUGUGUGGGCUCUAGACAAUGUGGAACACCAGAGGGACUACCGAGGAGAUGAAGGCAUGCUGCCUGUCGGUACUCGUUUUCUGCGCCCUGCUGACCAGAUGCUUCCGCGUCCUUGCCAGAACAUUUCCUACAGUGACACCGACUGCAAAACCCAGAGCUUGCCUCCUAUGCUAUUGAAUCAAGUUCGAAACGCUCCGUUGCUUCCUCGCCGAGGAGCCUACGCUACGGAAUUCAGACGCAAUUCGCUUGCGGAAAACUCAUUGGAAGAGGUUGGUUUCAGCAACGAAGGUAUGGCGUACGAGCUGGUCGAUCCCAGACACCACAAGCCAACAGUGUUUGCUGAACAGUCUCGGAAGACGUUUGCGCCUUACUGGCAAGACCGCCGCGUGGGUGCUGCUGUGAUGCCCAGCGACGCUGUGCGUCUGAUGAAUCUCGAGGACGACCAUGAAGAAGAGCUCAAAUCCGGCCCACAGUCCAACAUUGAGAUGAUCUGUAAUGAGUUUGAUCCGCUUUCUGCAAACGAGAGGCAGUGCGUGAACAAGCCUCUGGAUUUUGAGGACUCUCUGGAUCUCUCCAUUCCUUUGAAGCCGACGCGAAAUCCUUCCUCCAACACACGCAGGUCGAGCCGGAGCACCCUUAACAUGAACUAUCUUUCUCCUGCUAGCAGCAGCUCCAAAGUGACACUGGAUCCGAAGCACCGAACUUUUGUUGGAAAGACUCAAAAUUAGGCCUCCGAGUGUAGGCAUUCAGUGCCGACAUUGCAAUAUCACAUGUGAUGUUUAUUUGCCUCUGAGAAUUUAUUGCGUUUGUCGCGGGGAUGUCGCCAGCCACUCGCUUGAUUGCGGUUGUGGUUACGAUAUGCCUUAACUACAUGCGUGGAGCACUUUGCCUGUAUAUAUGUAUGAUAGUGUGUGGUGUGUAGUUAAGAAAUUUUUUUGCCAUGUGUCCCCUGUUCUAGCUAAGUUUCCAUGUACACAGGGGGAGAUUUAGCUGUGCCUCUUACGUAAAAGCGGGUAGUGAGGCUGCUACAAAGUAUUGUAUCAUCGGUUGCACUUUUUUAAUGAAUCUGCCACGAGCGAAAAGCUGUACUCCUAGCCUCGUACAAGUGUGCUGAUACAAGAUUACAUUUCUGUGGUAUGAAGGCGAGUUCAGUUUUUCACCUAAACGGAAGGUGGCCAUUGUUGCGAUGUUUUCAAUAGACCGAGGUAAAUGCAUGUCGCGCCUUUUCGGAAAAUUGACUUGUAGGGAUACUUUUUUUUUUCCCCUCGUGUGUCUUUUGCGCAAAGAAAAGAAAGUUCAUUGGACACAAUGCAUAGUCAUUUGCGUUUUAGUCACGGCUGAGGUAACUUCGCUCGUAAAGUUUGCAUUCCACUAUCGAACAUACUGGAAAAUGCGAAGUGUCGUUUCUACGUGUAAAUCUUAGUUUCUGUGCUAUCUCGUUGUCUUACAUCUUUAGAAGAUGCCUACUGCUUCUCAAAAUAGAUUAUGUUGGCAUUCAAUUGGUGUGCACGAGUGAUGUUCAUUUCAGCUUGUCGUUUGAAGGCAGCAUUUUUUUUGGCUCUAUUUGCAGAGAAGUUAUUUUAGAACUGUUGGCAAGAUAAGGGCCAUCCUAUCUUCAUUGGAGAUAUUGCAGUGACAGCAUCUGACCAAUGGCUUUCACGGACGAAACCAUUUGUGAUUACGUACCUUUGUAUGCAGGUUUCGAACUCGCUUGAGCCUAGUAGAAAGGCAACAGGCCGUAGUUAAGUAGGGCCAGAAUAAGAAAGAGAGAGAGAGCUAAUGGUGCGCCUCCACUGGUAAACGGAAAUUGAACACAUUGGGCAUUGGAGCUGUUCAACCGGACGGGACCAAACAGCGCUGCUCUUCAAGGCUACCGCAGUUACAUCUAAGAAUUGAAAUGCCAGUGCAUUCAUGAGUACGUCCAGUGGGGCUGCUGCUGUUGUAGUCGAUUGCUGUGUGCGAAGUGGUUUGCGAACAUCGCUUCCCCUCUUAGUUCUAUGGCUAAACUGACUUGGUUCUUCCUUGCCGUUUUCUUCUACACCGCCGCACGCUUCGUAGAUGCCCCAUAGAUUGUUUCCAUUACAUGUUACGUGCACACAGUUCAUAAGAACAUUGCGAAAAUAGCGAUAUUGGUCUACUUGAAAAAGUGUUUAUAUUCUCGUCAUAAUGGGAAGAGAGUACUUGCAUCUGCUUUAUAAUUACCUUGAAACACAGUGAGUAGGUGAGUAUCCCCUGCAGCCACAACAUGUUGCUAGUUACCAACUAGAUAUAUUUCUUUUUUGUAAUCGCGAUACAGUGUGCUCACCAUCCACUUAAAAAAUCUGUGCUACACUUCGCCUUACUUGUCCUGCCACUCGAAAAGUACAAGUUCUGCCCAGGUUGGCACUUGUGUGCAAUUUUUUUAGGGACCAGACUUUUUUAUUUUCUUUUAAUGUUUAGUGGAUUUCUCCCAGGCUGCAAUUUUUAAGGCAGCUGAUGGUGUUGAUGGGACGUAAAUUCUGCAACAGUCACACAUCGUUACGGACGCCUUUAUUGUGCACCACAUAGACCUCGAGACUCCCCCACUGUGUGCUGUAGCGCGCAUUUUACGGCAGGAUGCCAUCUUUGCGUCGACAGCUUUUGUGGUGGUGAUAAAGAAUGAGCAUAUCAACUUAAUUAUAUAUGUGGCCUCUUUCGAUGAUUUGUAUGGGCAGCUUUGAAUUUCGGGGUGCCUCCACGUUUUUAGUCACUGUUUAUUUACACGGUGUUCAAAGUGCAAUCUCACUGUGAAAAUUACUCCUGCCAUGCAUUACUGGCAGUCAGUGUGCCUUGCUGAGGUGUGUUCGUGUUUUGUACCUUGCAGCUGUUUUUUCGAGCGUGAUAUGUGGCGCUCUCGAAAUGGCAGCUGCACGUAAUUGGUUUGAUGCGUGCACCGUCGCCCGUCAAUUGGGAGUGGCGGAAGAAACGGAAUACACUUUUUACCCUGGCGAGUGCCCACCGGCGCUCCAUCAUGCUUUGUGUUGAAUGAGGGGAUACUUAGUAGAAAUAAAGCUAUUAAUUUUUUCCAGUCACGAA
Rhipicephalus microplus (southern cattle tick) is the source of this 5085-nucleotide messenger RNA. RefSeq lists its product as uncharacterized. The record is from RefSeq and is a predicted model, not a curated record. NCBI's taxonomy places the organism in Eukaryota, Metazoa, Arthropoda, Arachnida, Ixodida, Ixodidae.